This is a messenger RNA of Laetiporus sulphureus 93-53, 1371 nucleotides long. Its product is annotated as APH-domain-containing protein. The record is from RefSeq and is a predicted model, not a curated record. The coding region runs from base 45 to 1220 and encodes 391 amino acids. The transcript has 7 exons. Lineage: Eukaryota; Fungi; Basidiomycota; Agaricomycetes; Polyporales; Laetiporaceae.
GAAUUCACAUUUCAGGUCCAUCUUCGUUUCGUACCAUUACCAACAUGUCUACACCAGCGAAGAUAGGUGGUGAAUAUGGCCCAGUUCGUGCAAAUAUCGAUAUCGAGAAGCUCAACGCGUAUCUCGCUGGCCAUGUGAAGGCGGUGCACGCGCCUGUUGACGUGAAGCAGUUCAAGUUUGGGCAGUCGAAUCCCACGUAUUUCCUGACGGAUGCGAAUUCAAAGCGCUUCGUGCUUAGGAAGAAGCCCGCUGGAAAGCUCGUCUCGACGACCGCUCAUCAAAUUGAGCGAGAGUACACGAUUCUGCGCGCGCUUCACCAGCACAAUACGAACGUGACCACUCCGCCCGAACAGAGGGUGCCCAUCCCCGAGCCGAUCGUGCUCUGCGAGGACAAUACCGUGAUUGGCACGCCGUUCUACAUCAUGGAAUUCCUGGACGGGCGCAUCUUCACCGACGUGCACAUGCCCGAGGUGUCCCCGGAGACCAGAAGGGAGUGCUGGUUAUCUGCGGUUCGCUCUCUGGCUGCUCUGUCCUCCCUCUCCCCCGCAGCACUUGGACUCUCAAGCUUUGGUCCCUCCACGGCGUACUUCCCGCGGCAGAUCAAGUCUCUCACUCGCGUUUCCCGCGCACAAGCGGAGGUCAACGACGUUGAUACCCAGAAGCCGACAGGCGACAUACCCAGAUUCAGCCAGCUGAUCGCGUGGUAUCAGAAGAACCUGCCCGACGAGAGCAAGACGGGUCUGCGCAUCGUACAUGGAGACUACAAGCUCGAUAACCUUAUCUUCCACCCCACCGAGAACCGAGUUAUCGGCAUUCUUGAUUGGGAGCUGUGCACUCUCGGUAGUCCGUUGGCUGAUCUCGCGAACCUAACACUACCGUGGGCGUUAGAUGUCAACAUGGUGCCCAGAGAUACUGCGCUUGUCGGUUUCAAAAACACAACCGAGAACGUCCCAAUCACACUAGAGGAUCUCGAGCGUGAAUACUGCCGGCUCACAAAGCAGUCUUACCCAAUCAAGGAGAUGACCUUCGCUCGCAGUUGGAUGUUGUUCCGCCUGGCCGUGAUCGCGCAAGGGAUCGCAGCUCGUUACGCGCGGAGACAAGCCAGCUCGGAAAAGGCCUUCAUGUACAGCGACGUCUUCCUUCUUAUUGGAGAACUCGCUUGGAUUGCCACGAAAGACGCUGACGGUGGUGCUGUUAGAGGAAGACGCGCGAAACUCUGACGGCAUCCCUCAUGCUAUCACUUUCUUUGCUUUCCGAUUAUGCAAAUCAUGUGGGACGUCCAUACUGUUCUCACCUUAUUUUCUAGUAUACGGGUGCAGCAUUAAACUAAAUCGUCCGUUUCUUGAGCUCCGGCGGCGAUACAAGUGAAAU